Messenger RNA from Pistacia vera, 3684 nucleotides. RefSeq names its product importin-11. The record is from RefSeq and is a predicted model, not a curated record. NCBI's taxonomy places the organism in Eukaryota, Viridiplantae, Streptophyta, Magnoliopsida, Sapindales, Anacardiaceae. The transcript has 24 exons. Gene Ontology annotation, biological process: protein import into nucleus. Gene Ontology annotation, cellular component: cytosol; nuclear envelope. Bases 227 to 3262 code for a protein of 1011 amino acids. Gene Ontology annotation, molecular function: small GTPase binding.
CGAGACGACCGUCUUCUUCCAUUUCAUUUUAUAUUUUCACCUGGAAAAAGUAAAAUCACAACAAUCACAAAGGUCUCACACAAGCAAAACCUUUCACACUUAAAUCUCUCGUCGUAGUAAAGUUUCUGUUUCUUUAGGUCUCAAUACUCACCGAUCCAACUCACUAACUCGGUCCGCUCAGUUCGCUUAACAACUCACUCAGUGAGAGAGAUUGUUUGCUGUAGCUAUGGCACUUUCAGCUUCUGAUUUACCGAUGAUGUACACGCUGCUUUCUAAUUCAAUGAGUGGCGAUGAGAGCAUUCGCAAACCGGCCGAGGCGGCGCUGUCUCAGUCCGAGAGUAGGCCUGGUUUCUGCUCUUGUCUCAUGGAAGUGAUUACUGCAAAGGAUUUAGCUUCUCAGGUUGAUGUUCGAUUGAUGGCUUCUGUCUACUUCAAAAAUAGUAUCAAUCGCUAUUGGAGGAAUAGGCGCGAUUCUUCGGGAAUAAGCAGCGAGGAGAAAGUGCAUUUGAGGAAGAAAUUGUUGUCGCACUUGAGAGAAGAGAAUUAUCAGAUAGCUCAAAUGCUUGCUGUUCUUAUUUCCAAAAUUGCUCGCUUUGAUUAUCCUAGAGAAUGGCCAGAGCUCUUUUCUGUUUUAGCACAACAGCUUCAAGUGGCAGAUGUUCUUACAUCCCAUAGGAUUUUUAUGAUCCUAUUCCGGACCUUGAAGGAAUUGUCUACUAAGCGUCUUACUGCUGACCAGAGAAAUUUUGCCGAGAUUUCUUCUCAUCUCUUUGAUUACAGCUGGCACCUUUGGCAAAGUGAUGUGCAGACAAUAUUACGUGGUUUAUCAACAAUUUCCCCUAGCUAUAAUUCAAAUGCUUUGGAGCAGCAUAAUGAUGAACUUUAUCUAACAUGUGAGAGAUGGUUGUUGUGUUCCAAGAUAAUACGUCAAUUGAUAAUCUCAGGGUUUCAAAGUGAUGCAAAAUGCAUACAGGAAAUACGACCAGUAAAGGAGGUCUCUCCUGUGCUCUUGAAUGCCAUCCAGUCAUUUCUACCUUACUAUUCAGCUUUUCAGAAGGGAAAUGAUAAAUUUUGGGACUUCAUCAAGAGGGCAUGUACCAAAUUGAUGAAAGUUUUGAUUGCGAUUCAGGGGAGACAUCCUUAUACAUUUGGUGAUAAGUGUGUCCUUCCACCAGUCAUGGAUUUCUGUUUAAACAAGAUAACAGACCCUGAGGUGGAUAUACUGUCAUUUGAACAAUUCCUGAUUCAGUGUAUGGUAAUGGUGAAAUCUUUGUUGGAAUGUAAAGAAUACAAACCAAGUCUUACUGGCCGGGUGAUGGAUGAAAAUGGGGUUACACUAGAGCAGAUGAAGAAAAAUAUUUCCAAUGUUGUUGGUGGUGUCUUGACUUCCCUUCUGCCUAGUGAACGAAUAGUUCUUCUGUGUAAUGUAUUGAUAAGAAGGUAUUUUGUUCUAACAGCAACUGACUUGGAGGACUGGUACCAAAACCCCGAAUCUUUUCACCAUGAGCAGGAUAUGGUUCAAUGGACAGAAAAAUUAAGGCCUUGUGCUGAAGCAUUAUACAUCGUAUUGUUUGAAAACCAUAGCCAGCUGCUAGCUCCUGUUGUUGUGUCUAUCCUUCAAGAGGCAAUGAAUGGUUGCCCAGCUUCAGUAACUGAAAUCACUCCAGGGUUGCUUCUCAAGGAUGCUGCUUAUGGUGCUGCAGCAUAUGUUUAUUAUGAGCUUUCAAAUUAUCUGAGCUUCAAAGAUUGGUUUAAUGGUGCUUUAUCCCUUGAACUCUCAAAUGAUCAUCCAAAUAUGCACAUCAUCCAUCGGAAAGUUGCACUAAUAUUGGGACAAUGGGUGUCUGAGAUUAAAGAUGACACAAAAAGAGCAGUAUAUUGUGCUUUGAUCAAAUUGCUACUGAAUAAAGACCUAUCUGUCAGGUUGGCAGCCUGUCGGUCUUUGUGCUUACAUAUUGAAGAUGCCAAUUUCUCAGAACAAGAUUUUAGUGAUCUACUUCCUAUUUGUUGGGAUUCAUGCUUUAAGUUGGUUGAGGAAGUUCAGGAGUUUGACUCAAAGGUUCAGGUUUUAAAUUUGAUAUCCAUUCUCAUUGGACAUGUCAAUGAAGUCAUUCCAUAUGCAGACAAGUUGGUGCAUUUCUUCCAAAAGGUUUGGGAGGAAUCUUCUGGUGAAAGCCUUCUACAGAUGCAGCUUCUUAUUGCUCUUCGAAACUUUGUGGUUGCUCUUGGAUAUCAAUCACCCAAAUGCUACAACAUGCUACUUCCAAUUUUGCAAAGGGGAAUCGAUAUUAAUAGUCCUGAUGAGCUAAACCUUCUGGAGGACAGCAUGCUGUUGUGGGAAGCCACACUUUCUCAUGCUCCUGCAAUGGUACCUCAACUAUUGGCAUACUUUCCAUGUCUAGUUGAAAUUAUGGAAAGAAGUUUUGAUCACUUGCAGGUUGCUGUGAACAUCAUCGAGGGUUACAUUAUUCUGGGUGGAUCUGACUUUUUAAGAAUGCACGCCUCCAAUGUUGCUAAACUUCUUGAUCUGGUUGUUGGAAAUGUUAAUGAUAGAGGGCUGCUCGCAACGCUUCCAGUCAUUGAUGUUCUAAUACAGUGUUUUCCUGUGGAAGUGCCCCCGUUCAUCACCAGUACACUACAAAAAUUGAUUGUUAUAUGUCUGAGUGGAGGAGAUGACCAUGAUCCUUGUAAGACAGCGAUUAAAGCCACUUCAGCUGCUAUUCUAGCCAGGAUUUUGGUGAUGAAUACCAAUUACCUUGCUCAAUUAACAUCUGAACCAUCAGUUUCAUUACUACUCCAGCAGGCGGGUAUUCCAAUCGAAGAAAAUAUACUACUUUGUCUAGUUGACAUAUGGCUUGACAAGGUAGACAAUGUAUCUUCUGUCCAGAAAAAGAUAUUUGGCUUAGCCCUUUCUAUAAUUUUGACAAUGAGACUACCUCAAGUUCUUGACAAACUUGAGCAGAUCCUAAGCGUAUGUACAAGCGUAAUUUUGAGUGGAAAUGAUGCCUUAACAGAGGAAGAGUCCAGUGGCGACAAUAUGAGCUCUAGCAGGUAUCACAGUGAAGGCACAAUCCCGAGUAAAGAGUUAAGAAGGAGACAGAUCAAGUUUUCGGACCCUGUUAACCAGCUGUCAUUAGAAACGUCAGUGAGAGACAAUCUUCAAACAUGUGCUGCCCUUCAUGGAAAAUCCUUUGAUUCAGCCAUGAGUAGAAUGGAUGGUUCUACAGUUAUUCAAUUGAAGCAUGCAUUGAAGAUGCCGUAGCCAUGGUGGUGAUUAAUGUCAACCUUAUGAAUUAGUAAAAUGGUGAGAGCGUUUCAAAUUUCCUAUUAGUUUCAUAUAUUGAAAAGGUGGUGUUGAAGGUUUUUUGACUUUGGAUUGGUUUCUACAUUCUUUGUACUAAUAAUUUAUAGGUGCGUGGGCCGGGUGUUGAUUUCAUCAUUCAUAUUAAAUUUAAUUUGUAAAUGCCCCUCUGGCAACAGGAAACUCUGUAAAUAGAUUGCUGCUCCUUUCAUAUCUGCUUAUUGAAGGCAUGGAGGAUCAGGCAUUGAGUUUAUAAGAAUUGUCAAUACUUGUGAAAAUGAAAUGAGGGAAGAAAGGAAUGUAUACGGAGUUUUCUUAGAAUGAUCUUUCUGGAAAUUGCUUUUCGGAUUCUGUUUUUUAGAUUGAAGAUUUGAGUAUCAUCA